AUUUGACAGCUUUUGUAUAUUUCAUAAUUGUAGUAUCAUUAACACAUGUACCGGUCUCCCUAUCUUUCUUCUCAGCAAACAUUCAUUCAAUUUGCUUGCUCUUAUGGAUGAUAAAACUGCAUCCAAAAACAUUUCCUCCGAAGGAGACAAGCUAAUGGAAGAAUUGGUUCAAACACUUCCACAAGAGAAAAACUGGGUUGGCUAUACUCUCUACCAAUACCAAGGCUUUUGGUACCCUUUGGUUGCGGCCAAGGCAAUCAUUUCAUUUCAAAGCCACUUCAAAGCGCAUGAUACUGAUAUCUUUUUAAUCACUACGCCCAAAUCAGGCACCACAUGGUUGAAGGCUCUCAUCUUCUCCAUUGUGAACCGCAAGCAAUUCCCACACACGCAAAGCCCUUUGCUCACAACAAACCCCCAUGACCUUGUGCCUUUCAUUGAGGUCAGCAUUUACUCGAAAAACCAAACUCCUGAUCUUGAAAAUGGAAAUUUUCCUAGCCCAAGAAUUUUUGCAACUCACACACCCUAUGGUACAUUGCCUGGUUCCAUCCUAAAAUCCAAUUGUCGCAUUGUUUAUCUUUGCAGGAACCCUCUCGACCAAUUCAUCUCGGAUUGGCUCUAUGUUGUGAAUAAUUUUCCCCGAAAUGAAGAUUUCAAACCUUUUUCAAUGGAGGAAGCUUUUGACAGGUUUUGUAAAGGAACUCAUGCCUUUGGUCCAUUUUGGGAACAUGUUUUAGGGUAUUGGAAGAUGAGUUUGGAGCAUCCUGAAAAAGUCUUAUUUUUGAAAUAUGAAGAUUUGAAGGAGGAUAUUGCUUCCAACUUGAAGACGCUGGCUGAUUUCUUGGGCUACCCUUUCUCGGAGGAGGAAAUUAGACAAGGAGUUGUUGAAGAAAUAUCAAAGCUGUGUAGCUUUGAAACCUUGAAGUCUUUGGAAGUGAACGUGUCUGGAGAAAGGCCUGUUGGGCGGCUUAAGAAUUCAGCAUUUUUUAGGAAUGGUAAGGUGGGAGAUUGGGUGAAUUUCAUAAGCCAAGAAAUGGCUGAUCGCAUGAAACAACUUUCGGAAGAAAGGUAUGGCGAUUCCGGCCUAAAGUUUGAUUUGUUGGAUAAAAAAGCAUAAACUUGUAAAUCCAACAAGUGCAUAGGAAUUUUAUAGUACUCUUUAAUUUGUUGUUGUUCGUUUGCAUUUAAACAUGUUUGUACCAAAAUUUGUGCUAUUCCUUUCCUUCUCCUUCCUUCGUAGGAAGGGUAAUAAUUGUUAAAUCAACCCUUAUGUGCUAUGAGUUAGAACUCAGAUUGUCCUUAAAGACUUGGUACCUCUAGUUAAAUUUUACAUGAAAUCUUGUUUAUUGUC
Theobroma cacao (cacao) is the source of this 1348-nucleotide messenger RNA. The record is from RefSeq and is a predicted model, not a curated record. NCBI's taxonomy places the organism in Eukaryota, Viridiplantae, Streptophyta, Magnoliopsida, Malvales, Malvaceae.